CAUCAUGUCGAAAGUGAUCCAGAAGAAGAACCACUGGACUAGCAGGGUUCACGAAUGCACCGUAAAACGGGGACCCCAGGGAGAGCUGGGGGUGACGGUGCUGGGGGGCGCGGAGAACGGAGAGUUUCCGUAUGUCGGAGCGGUGACGGCUACCGAAGCGGCGGGGCUUCCCGGCGGCGGCGAGGGCCCUCGGCUGAUCGAGGGCGAGUUGCUACUGGAGGUGCAGGGGAUCCGGGUGUCCGGCUUGCCCCGCUAUGACGUACUGGGAGUCAUCGACAGCUGCAAGGAGGCCGUCACCUUCAAAGCCGUCAGACAAGGAGGAAAGCUGAACAAAGACCUGCGACAUUUUCUCAAUCAGAGGUUCCAGAAAGGGUCGCCUGAUCAUGAGCUCCAGCAGACCAUAAGAGAUAACCUUUACCGCCAUGCUGUGCCUUGCACAACCCGGUCUCCCAGAGAAGGAGAGGUGCCUGGCGUGGACUAUAACUUUCUGACUGUGAAGGAGUUCUUGGACCUCGAGCAGAGCGGGACUCUUCUAGAAGUCGGCACCUAUGAAGGAAACUAUUAUGGGACACCCAAACCUCCUAGCCAGCCAGUCAGUGGGAAAGUGAUCACGACGGAUGCCUUGCAGAACCUUCACUCUGGCUCCAAGCAGUCGACCCCAAAGCGAACCAAGUCCUACAAUGAUAUGCAAAAUGCUGGCAUAGUCCACGCGGAGAAUGAGGAAGAGGAUGAUGUUCCUGAAAUGAACAGUAGCUUUACAGCCGAUUCUGGUGACCAAGAAGAGCACAGUCUCCAAGAAGCAACACUCCCACCUGUGAAUAGUAGCAUCAUCGCUGCUCCCAUCACGGACCCUUCUCAGAAGUUCCCUCAAUACCUACCUCUUUCUGCAGAGGAUAAUUUAGGUCCUCUACCUGAAAACUGGGAGAUGGCCUAUACCGAAAAUGGAGAAGUCUAUUUUAUAGACCACAACACAAAAACAACAUCUUGGUUAGACCCUCGGUGCCUGAACAAGCAGCAGAAGCCUCUGGAGGAGUGUGAAGAUGAUGAAGGGAUCCAUACGGAGGAGCUGGACAGUGAACUAGAACUGCCUGCUGGUUGGGAAAAGAUUGAAGACCCUGUCUAUGGUAUCUACUAUGUAGACCACAUCAACAGGAAGACACAAUAUGAGAACCCAGUCCUAGAAGCCAAACGGAAGAAGCAGCUGGAGCAGCAGCAGCAGCAACAACAGCAACAGCAACAGCAGCCAGAAGAAUGGACAGAAGAUCAUUCAUUGCUUGUGCCUCCUGCUAUUCCAAACCACCCCCCAAGUAAUCCGGAGCCAGCCAGAGAAGCUCCACUUCAGGGCAAACCCUUUUUUACACGAAACCCUUCAGAGUUGAAAGGCAAAUUCAUUCACACGAAGCUGCGGAAAAGCAGUCGUGGCUUUGGCUUCACAGUUGUUGGAGGGGAUGAACCUGACGAGUUUCUGCAAAUCAAGAGCUUGGUCCUAGAUGGUCCUGCUGCCCUGGAUGGCAAGAUGGAGACAGGAGACGUAAUUGUGAGCGUGAAUGACACCUGUGUUUUGGGACACACGCACGCACAAGUUGUGAAAAUCUUCCAGUCCAUUCCCAUUGGUGCCAGCGUGGACCUUGAACUCUGCCGAGGUUAUCCGUUGCCUUUUGACCCAGAUGACCCCAACACAAGUUUAGUGACUUCAGUGGCCAUUUUGGACAAAGAACCAAUUAUUGUGAAUGGGCAAGAGACCUAUGACUCACCAGCUAGUCACAGUAGUAAAACAGGCAAAGUCAGCAGUAUGAAGGAUGCCAGGCCAAGCAGCCCUGCGGAUGUGGCUUCAAAUGGUUCCCAUGGUUAUCCCAGUGACACUGUCUCUUUGGCUUCCUCCAUAGCCACUCAGCCGGAACUCAUAACUGUUCAUAUAGUCAAAGGGCCAAUGGGUUUUGGUUUUACUAUUGCGGACAGUCCUGGGGGUGGCGGCCAAAGAGUGAAACAGAUUGUUGACAGUCCAAGGUGCCGAGGCCUGAAAGAAGGGGAUCUUAUAGUGGAAGUUAAUAAGAAGAAUGUGCAGGCCCUAACUCACAACCAAGUCGUGGACAUGCUCAUCGAAUGUCCAAAGGGAAGUGAGGUCACAUUAUUAGUGCAACGAGGAGGACUGCCAGUUCCCAAGAAGAGCCCAAAGUCGCAACCACUGGAAAGAAAAGACAGCCAGAAUAGUUCCCAGCAUAGUGUCGCCAGCCACCGAAGCCUGCACACUGCCUCCCCCAGCCACAGCACACAGGUGCUGCCCGAGCUCCCACCCGCCGAGGCCCCGGCUCCAGAUCAGACCGACAAUUCUGGGCAGAAAAAACCAGAUCCUUUUAAAAUCUGGGCCCAGUCCAGGAGCAUGUAUGAAAAUCGACCUAUGUCACCUUCGCCUGCAUCGGGAUUGAGCAAGGGUGAAAGAGAGAGAGAAAUCAAUUCCACGAAUUUUGGAGAAUGUCAGAUUCCGGAUUAUCAAGAACAGGACAUCUUCCUCUGGAGAAAAGAGACCGGAUUUGGAUUUAGGAUUCUGGGUGGCAAUGAACCAGGGGAACCUAUUUAUAUUGGUCACAUCGUACCACUGGGUGCUGCUGAUACGGACGGCCGUCUGAGGUCUGGGGAUGAAUUAAUCUGUGUGGAUGGGACACCAGUCAUUGGAAAAUCACACCAGCUUGUGGUCCAGCUUAUGCAACAAGCCGCCAAGCAAGGCCACGUCAAUCUAACAGUGCGGCGUAAAGUGGUGUUUGCGGCCCCCAAAACUGAGAACGAGGUACCCUCGCCAGCCUCAUCCCAUCACAGUAGCAACCAGCCGGCCUCGCUGACGGAGGAGAAGCGGACCCCGCAGGGCAGCCAGAACUCCCUGAACACGGUGAGCUCAGGCAGUGGCAGCACCAGCGGUAUUGGCAGUGGCGGUGGCGGCGGCAGCGGUGUGGUGAGCACUGUGGUCCAGCCCUACGACGUGGAGAUCCGGCGCGGCGAGAACGAGGGCUUCGGCUUUGUCAUCGUGUCAUCGGUGAGCAGGCCCGAGGCCGGCACGACGUUCGGUCGGAUUAUUGAGGGGAGCCCUGCUGACCGCUGCGGCAAGCUGAAAGUGGGAGACCGGAUCUUGGCAGUAAAUGGAUGUUCCAUCACCAACAAAUCCCACUCUGACAUUGUCAACCUCAUCAAGGAAGCGGGCAACACAGUCAGCCUCCGCAUCAUCCCUGGGGAUGAGUCUUCGAAUGCCACUCUGCUGACCAAUGCAGAGAAGAUAGCCACCAUCACCACCACACACACCCCUUCGCAGCAAGGAGCCCAGGAGACCAGGAGCACCACCAAACCAAAGCCAGAAUCUCAGUUUGAAUUCAAAGCACCCCAGGCAACACAGGAGCAAGAUUUUUACACUGUGGAGCUGGAAAGAGGAGCCAAGGGAUUUGGUUUCAGUCUUCGAGGCGGUCGGGAGUAUAACAUGGACCUCUACGUUCUGCGCUUAGCAGAGGAUGGUCCUGCAGAAAGGUGUGGGAAGAUGAAGGUUGGUGAUGAAAUUUUAGAGAUCAAUGGUGAGACCACCAAAAACAUGAAGCAUUCUCGGGCUAUAGAACUGAUUAAGAAUGGUGGCCGCAGAGUGCGUCUGUUUCUGAAGCGGGGAGACGGCUCGGUCCCAGAAUAUGACCCCAGCAGCGACGGGAACGGCCCCCCCACCGGUCCACAAGGUGUUCCGGAAAUGAGGGCUGGGCCCCCUGACCGCCGACAGCAUCCAUCAUUGGAGUCCAGUUACCCACCCGAUCUUCACAAGUCAUCACCACAUGGGGAAAAGCGGGCACACGUGAGAGACCCCAAAGGCGGCAGAGAGUAUAGCAGACAACCCAAUGAACAUCACACAUGGAACGGAACUUCUAGAAAACCCGACAGUGGGGCUUGCCGACCCAAGGACCGGGCACCCGAGGGACGAAGAGACGCCCAGCCCGAGCGGAUGGUGACCAACGGCCCCAAGAGGAGGUCCCCGGAGAAGCGGCGGGAGGGCACGCGCAGCGCUGACAACACUUUGGAGAGAAGGGAGAAGCAGGAGAAGAGGAAGGAGGUUUCCCCGGAGAGGAGGCGAGAGCGGUCCCCGACCCGCCGGAGGGACGGCUCUCCAGGCCGGCGGCGGCGGUCUCUCGAGAGACUCUUGGAUCAGAGAAGAUCGCCCGAGCGCAGGAGAGGAAGCUCGCCCGAAAGGAGAGCCAAAUCCACCGACCGGAGGCGGACCAAGUCCCCCGAGCGGAGGAGAGAGCGGUCCCUGGAGAAAAGGAACAAAGAGGACAGAGGCAGCCACCGGGAGAGGGACGAGACGAGCCUGAGACAGGACGCCGGCCGGAGUUCCAGACAUCCCCCGGAGCAGCGGAGAAGACCUUACAAAGAAUGCAGCACCGACCUCAGCAUCUGAGAGCCUGCGCCGCGUUCCCAGCCUUUGCCAUGUCAAAGGUUCGAAGAGGAAGCUCUCAAACCUGGAGUCAUUUAGUUUCCUACCUAAUGAAACAUCUGACGCC
Messenger RNA from Budorcas taxicolor (takin), 4523 nucleotides. RefSeq names its product membrane associated guanylate kinase, WW and PDZ domain containing 1 (gene MAGI1). The transcript has 24 exons. The coding region runs from base 5 to 4420 and encodes 1471 amino acids. Gene Ontology annotation, molecular function: protein binding. Gene Ontology annotation, biological process: signal transduction. Gene Ontology annotation, cellular component: cytoplasm. Lineage: Eukaryota; Metazoa; Chordata; Mammalia; Artiodactyla; Bovidae. The record is from RefSeq and is a predicted model, not a curated record.